This is a messenger RNA of Lampris incognitus (smalleye Pacific opah), 2298 nucleotides long. It is a transcript of the gene rps6ka2, whose product is annotated as ribosomal protein S6 kinase, polypeptide 2. The record is from RefSeq and is a predicted model, not a curated record. Bases 4 to 2298 code for a protein of 764 amino acids. The transcript is spliced from 22 exons. Gene Ontology annotation, biological process: protein phosphorylation; intracellular signal transduction. Gene Ontology annotation, molecular function: magnesium ion binding; ATP binding; ribosomal protein S6 kinase activity. NCBI's taxonomy places the organism in Eukaryota, Metazoa, Chordata, Actinopteri, Lampriformes, Lampridae.
ACCAUGGAUACCAGCAUGCGCAAAUUCACAGUGCGGAGAUGGUUCUCCAUCUAUCUGAAGAACAAGGCAGCGAGAAACAAAAACAACACAAACUUCUGCCAACUAGAGGAUGACAGUAUCCUGAAGGAGAUUGACAUCAGCAACCAUGUUAAGGAGGGCUGUGACAAAGCGGAUCCCUCUCAGUUCCAGCUGCUUAAAGUGCUGGGACAGGGCUCCUACGGAAAGGUUUUCCUUGUCAGAAAGAUCCGCGGGGUGGACAGAGGACAGCUCUAUGCCAUGAAAGUCCUAAAAAAGGCCACACUUAAAGUUCGGGAUCGCGUGAGGUCAAAGAUGGAGAGGGACAUCCUGGCCGAAGUGAACCACCCAUUUAUUGUUAAGCUACACUAUGCCUUUCAGACGGAGGGGAAGCUCUAUCUGAUCCUAGACUUCCUCAGAGGAGGAGACCUCUUCACUCGUCUGUCAAAAGAGGUGAUGUUCACAGAGGAGGACGUCAAGUUUUACCUUGCGGAGCUGGCUCUGGCUUUGGACCACCUACACAGUCUGGGGAUCAUCUACAGGGACCUCAAGCCUGAAAAUAUUCUUCUGGAUGAAGAGGGACAUAUCAAGAUAACCGACUUUGGACUAAGUAAGGAAGCCAUAGAGAACGAUAAACGAGCCUACUCCUUCUGUGGUACUAUAGAGUACAUGGCUCCCGAGGUGGUCAACCGGAGAGGACACACACAGAGCGCAGACUGGUGGUCGUUUGGGGUACUGAUGUUCGAGAUGUUAACUGGAUCAUUACCAUUCCAAGGAAAAGACCGCAAGGAAACAAUGGCACUUAUUUUGAAAGCUAAACUUGGAAUGCCACAGUUCCUCAGCCCUGAGGUCCAGAGUUUAUUAAGAGCACUCUUCAAAAGAAACCCUGCUAACAGACUGGGUGCAGGACCAGAUGGAGUGGAAGAGAUAAAGAGACAUCGUUUCUUUGCAACAAUCGACUGGAAUAAGUUGUACAGGAGGGAGGUGAGGCCUCCAUUCAAACCAACAGUAGGAAGACCGGAAGAUACUUUCCACUUUGACCCCGAAUUCACCUCAAGAACACCAACUGAUUCUCCUGGUAUCCCACCCAGUGCCAACACACACCAGCUGUUUCGGGGUUUCAGCUUUGUAGCCACCAAUCAAAACCAGGAGCCCAGUGCAACGACGGUAACGCCUUCCCGACAGGAAGUGACUAACAUCAACCCCUUAACCCAGCACCUCCGUGGGAAUGUGUUGUUUAGUGAUGUGUAUGAGAUGAAGGAGGAAGUUGGACAGACAGCGACUUACAUCUACAGAAGAUGUCUGCACAGGGUUACUGCGGUGGAGUAUUCUGUUAAGAUUAUUGACAGAACAAGAAAAGAUCCAUCAGAAGAGAUUGAGAUUUUGUUAAGAUAUGGACAGCAUCCAAAUAUUGUAACCCUGAAGGAUGUGUAUGACGAUGGCCAGUCCAUGUACCUUGUUCAGGAACUGCUGAGAGGAGAUGAACUGCUAGACAGAAUUCUGACCAUGCCAAACUUCACAGAGAGAGAUGCCUCGGACAUCAUCUGUGUCCUGACCAAGACCGUAGAAUACCUACAUUCACAAGGGGUAGUACACCGCGACCUGAAACCCAGCAACAUCCGCUACGCUGACGACACCGGACUCCCAGACAGCAUCAGAAUCUGUGAUUUUGGUUUUGCCAAACAGCUCAGAGCUGAGAACGGUUUACUCAUGACCCCCUGUUACACAGCUACUUUCAUGGCUCCAGAGGUACUAAAGAAGCAGGGCUAUGAUGCAGCUUGUGACAUCUGGAGCCUGGGCAUCCUGCUCUACACAACGAUAGCUGGUUUCAGCCCAUUUGCAAGCAGUCAAGAAGACACACCAGAGGAGAUUCUGGCUCAGAUUGGCAGCGGGAAGUUUUGUAUUGAUGGAGGGAACUGGGAUCUGGUGUCAGAAGCUGCCAAGGACAUUGUGGCCAAGAUGCUACACGUGGACCCUCAUCAGCGUCUGACAGCCCCCCAGGUUCUUCGUCACCCCUGGAUUGUUGAGCGAGACCUGCUCACAGACAGAGUCCUCACCAGACACGACGCACUCAAAGUCAAGGGGGCUCUGUCUGCUACGUAUUCUGCUCUGAAGCGCUGCACUCCUGCUCCCGUCCUGGAGCCUGUCCUGUCCUCCAGCCUGGCUCAACGCAGAGGAAUGAAGAAACUGGGUAGCCCCAAAGCUAACCCUACACCUAACAAAACGGACCUGCCACAGCACCCAGAGCAGACCGCUGAAGAAACCGACAGCAGCUCCAAAUAA